AUGCCCCUUCUUUUGGUUACGGGACAUCCUGCCUCUGGUAAAUCUACACUCGUUAAUAGAAUACAGGAAUACUUCUUGAAUAAAGGCAAAGAAAUGGUAAUCGUUCGAGAUGAUGACUAUCUUGAUUUUCGUCGACACGAUUACGGUAAUUCCACUAAGGAGAAAGACCAGCGUUCCUACUUACGAUCAUGCGUGCAAAAGAGCUUAACUCAAGAUACUGUGGUAGUAUGUGAUGGUUUGAACUACAUUAAAGGGUACAGAUAUGAAUUAUUCUUAACUGCUAAGCUAUGCAAAACCACGUUUGCUGUACUCCAUUGUCAUGCAGAAAUUUCUACAUGCAAAUGGUUAAACGAGCAAAAGAAUGACGUCGCAAGAUAUGAAGAAAGUACACUUACCGAGCUUAUCGCACGAUACGAAAAACCUGAUCCUCGUAAUCGAUGGGAUUCUCCGCUAUAUGAAAUCAAAGUUGGAAGAAAAGCACCAGAUGAUAUGGGGAUCAACUUGGAGCAUCCAUCUCCAAAAUUUGUGGAUAUUCCUUUUUCAGACAUAUUCAGUUGGAUGUGUGAGGGUAAAGCACUCACCCAGAACCAAAGCACGCAAGUGGUCCCCACAGCUCCAAUCAACUUUCUUCAUGAACUUGAUCGUGUUACCCAAGAGGUUACAAAUGAAAUCAUACAAGGACAGCGUAACGUUGUUGUUGGUCAGCAUGUAGUCAUCACUAGCUUCGAUCCAAACCCAAACAAGGUGAUGGUCAGUAGAACUCGCACGUUAGCCGAACUCACACGGCUUAGACGACAGUUUAUCAAUAUGUCCAAAGCCAAUCCAAUCGACAGUAAAUCUAAAAUAGCCUCCCUGUUCAUACACUACCUCAACAGUAAUGUAUAA
This is a messenger RNA of Haemonchus placei, 885 nucleotides long. The record is from the annotation of a GenBank genome assembly. NCBI's taxonomy places the organism in Eukaryota, Metazoa, Nematoda, Chromadorea, Rhabditida, Trichostrongylidae.